This is a messenger RNA of Cavia porcellus (domestic guinea pig), 3348 nucleotides long. Its product is annotated as protein kinase C-binding protein NELL1-like. The record is from RefSeq and is a predicted model, not a curated record. The transcript has 13 exons. Gene Ontology annotation, molecular function: calcium ion binding; heparin binding; protein kinase C binding. Gene Ontology annotation, cellular component: cytoplasm. NCBI's taxonomy places the organism in Eukaryota, Metazoa, Chordata, Mammalia, Rodentia, Caviidae. Gene Ontology annotation, biological process: positive regulation of ossification; regulation of osteoblast differentiation. The coding region runs from base 137 to 1477 and encodes 446 amino acids.
CGCGGCGCGGCCCCGCCUCCUCCCCGCCGCCCCGGAGCCGCAAGUUUGGCGGCUCCGAGCCCUGCGCGCAUUGGCACCCGGCACCUCUGUUCCUGCUGGCCUCGGUGCGCCUGCUCGGCAGGGACCCUCGGAAGCGAUGCUCAUGGAUGUGCUUUUAGUUGUAGGGUUCUGCGUGUGUACUGCCAGGACAGUGGUUGGCUCUGGGCUGGACCCUGACCUUCAGAUGGACAUUAUCAGCGAACUUGACCUCGGAAACACCACCCGUGGAGUCACUCAGGUGUCUGGACAGCACAAUGGCAGCAAAGCGUUUUUAUUUCAAGAUACAGGAAGAGAGAUCCAUGCAGCUCCUCAUGUGAGUGAGAAAUUAAUUCAGUUGUUCCAGAAUAAGAGUGAAUUCACCUUUUUGGCCACCGUGCAGCAGAAGUCAUUGACUUCAGGUGUGAUACUGUCCAUUGGAGACCUGGAGCACAGCUAUUUUGAGCUGGAGAGCAGUGGCCUGCGGGAUGAGAUUCGCUAUCACUACAUGCACAAGGGGAGGCCCAGGACAGAGGCACUUCCCUACCGGAUGGCAGAUGGGCAGUGGCACAAGGUGGCUCUGUCAGUUAGUGCCUCGCACCUCCUGCUACACGUGGACUGCAGUCGGAUUUAUGAGCGUGUGAUAGAUCCUCCAGAGACCAGCUUUCCCCCAGGAAGCAACUUAUGGCUUGGGCAGCGCAAUCAGAAGCAUAGUUUAUUCAAAGGCGUCAUCCAGGACGGAAAGAUCAUCUUCAUGCCAAAUGGAUACAUAACACAGUGUCCAAACCUCAAUCGCACUUGCCCUACCUGCAGUGAUUUCUUAAGCCUGGUGCAAGGAAUCAUGGAUUUACAAGAGCUUUUGGCCAAGAUGACUGCAAAACUGAAUCAUGCAGAGAGAAGACUUAGUCAGUUGGAAAACUGUCACUGUGAGAAGAUCUGUCAAGUGAGUGGAUUGCUCUAUCGGGACCAAGACUCUUGGGUUGAUGGUGAUCACUGUAGGAACUGCACAUGCAAAAGCGGUGUUGUGGAGUGCCGGAGGAUGUCCUGUCCCCCUCCCAACUGCUCCCCCGAUGCCCUACCCGUGCACAUCGCUGGUCAGUGCUGUAAGGUCUGCAGACCAAAAUGCAUCUAUGGCGGGAAAGUUCUUGCAGAAGGCCAGCGGAUCUUAACUAAGAUCUGUCAGGAAUGCCGAGGUGGAGUUUUAGUGAAAAUUACGGAAACGUGUCCUACUUUGAACUGCUCAAAGAAUGACCACAUUCUUCCAGAGAAUCAGUGCUGCAGAGUCUGUCGAGGUCAUAACUUCUGCGUGGAAGCACCUAAAUGUGGUGAAAACUCAGAGUGCAAAAACUGGAAUAUGAAAGCGACUUGUGAGUGCAAGAGUGGUUACAUAUCUGUCCAAGGAGACCCUGCCUACUGUGAAGGAGUUCUGGAAAUCUGUCAUGAGCAUCUUUACAAGAUGUGAUUAAAAUGCAGGACCUGCUGCUGCUGAGUGGUUUGCAAAAUAAAGGCAGGCUCAUAAGAAUAUCGCAAUGUGAGGACUUCCUGAGAACAUGGCGGACAGACAGCAGCAGCUACUGAAGGCUCUCUAAAGGCUCGGCUCAGAGGCCAGGAAUGAUGCGGACUAAGGAGAUACGAACCAGUAGAGAUAUGCUCUGCUGACUCAGGAACGAACUGGGCUGAGAGAAUCUAACUUAGAAUACAGUCCUGGCGCUAAAAUAGGAACAGAAAAAUCUCGGUGUGGAGGCUCGACCCCGCGCCAUUGGAAACCGCGGUUUGGAUUUCCCGCCACCCAGCGGCUGGCUGCCUCCACAGCGGCUCGGCAAGGAGAGACGCGCCGAGCUCUGGGAACGGGAGUCUGCGAACGGAGUCGGAGGCAGGACGGACAGGGAGGAAAACUGACUGGUGGCGAGGUGAGCAAGAAACUGAUCCCCUACCACAGUUUGACUCCAGCGGAGGUUUUUCUGGGCUCGGGCAGUCCUGUGAGAGCAGGGCGCGGUGACAACUCCAGCCGCACAUUCCCCUCUCGGACGGGAUUGGUGAAAGGUGCCUGGCCUGAGUGACGCUGCUGGCGGACUCCCUAGGCUGGCCUAACCCAGAUCCCAGAGCCUGACGGUGGCCCGGAGGAGCGACCGACUCUCGCGUAGGCUGCCUCCUCCGCAACUCCCUGGGGCGCAGCAGUGGGCGGGAACAACUAGCCAGCACAAUUUGAUCAGGCUGUGGCUGACAGGCAGGGAAGCCGGGCCUCCUAUGUAAGAUUGCAUUUUAUAAGGAACAGAAAAUAUGGGGAAGGGAAGCAACAAAAAAGGCUCCUCGGCCCCCAAUCCUGAGAAACAGGCAAUAGUGGACACCGCACCAAUAUACAUUAAGUGCCAUCUAGAGAGCCUCAUAGACCAAUUCAGGAAUGAAGUUAUCAAUGACCUGAAGCUAGAAGUAUGCAGAAUAGUUAGAGAAAUGCUAAGCACCGCCCAGGAAAAAGCAGAUGGUGGAAUGGAACAACAGAAAAAGAGGGGAGAAUUGCUUGAUGGAGAAAACAGAGAAAGCAUUGAGUAUGUGAAGCAGGUUCAAAGAGACUAUCAAGAAAUUAAGAAGUCUAUCCAAGACUGGCAUAACAGCUUGAAAGAAACUAAGGACAGACUAUCUGAAUUGGAGGGCAGACUUGAAACAUGGGAGAAUGAAAUGAAAAACUUCUUAAAAAUAACAAAGAAACACACAGCAAUAAUACAAAGACAAGAAGAUGAUAAGAGGAGCCAUAACUUAAGGAUUAAGAACAUAAAAGAAGAAGUAGGGACACAAACAAGUGAACUACAAAAGCUACUCACAGAAAUAAUCCAGGAGAAUUUUCCUAAUUUAGCAAAAGGUAAAGAUACUCAGAUGUAUGAGGCAUACAGGACCCCAGCUACCUACAACCCUAACAGAGAAACACCCAGGCAUAUAAUAAUAAAAAUUCCAGAAAUUCAAUACAAGAACAGAAUAUUAAAAGCUGUAAGAGACAAGAAACAGACUACUUACAAGGGAAUACCCAUCAGAAUUACAGCAGAUUUCUCUUCACAAACCAUCAAAUCACGAAGAGCAUGGGGAGAAAUAAUUCAAGCUUUGAAAGAUAAUAAUCUCCAGCCAAGAUUGAGAUAUCCUGCACAACUGUCCCUGGAAAUUGAUGGAAAAACAAGAUGCUUCCAGGAUAAAGAGGAACUGGGGGAAUUUGCAACCACCAAUUCAACCCUACAGAAAGUAUUGCAGGAUAUUCUAAAAAAAGAAAAAUACAAAGAACCCAGAAAUAGUGGCGGGGAGGCCACAACGAAUGGAGCAGAGAACAAAAUGUAGAAGACAAACUGA